AUGGGUUCAAUAAUGCCUAUUGUUCAGUCCUGCGAGGACGGCCCGUAUCUCGACGGAAGCCAAGAGCGCAAGGUUUCGUUCAGCGAAGAAGUCGAGCUGAUUCCGCCAAAAGAACAGCAGGGUGUGAAGGCUGAUGAUGAUAUUGUCUCGAUUGUGGAGGUGGCACACGAGAGCGGCAUCAAGGCCACCUUUCACAAGUUGCUACUUGCUUGGGCCUUGUUCGUGAAACGUGGAAGCCUUGGACAUCUCGAUGAGGAUUUUGUACUGACCUGGAGGUCAAAAGAUGUGCCGGAAUCAAUGGAAUGCCUGCUGUCGAAAUUGAUUCCAUAUAUCAAGGAUGAGAUAUCUGAGUACACGCCACGUUUUCAGCAAGCAAUGGGGACUCCUCUAGACCUUGACUCAGCCAUAGUCUUAGAAGCGAAGCCUGCACCAAGUACGAUCAGCAACUCGUUGAUGUCGAUAGAGGCUCGAAUAAGAGGCGAAGCUGUUGAGCUGAAAGUGGUCCAGAAGCAAGUUGAGCUCUCUCAGAAUCUGACCAGAACAGCUGUAGAUACACUUGCCUCAAUCCUCAGAAAUGUGGCUGGUAAGAACAAUGUAACUCUUUCACAAUGCUUCGAAAUACAACCUCCAGAGCUGAACAAGCUCUGGGAAUGGGGAUCGAUUGUACCAGACCCGAUUGCUCGAACUAUACAUUCGUACUUCUGUGAAAAUGCUGAGAAAUAUCGAGACAAAGCAGCAGUUGUAUCCUGGGAUGGCGAGCUGACAUAUGCUGAGCUCGACCACCUCUCAACACAACUCGCGCACAAGCUCAAGGCCAUGGGAUUACAAACUGGUUCACGUGUCCCGGUGUGUUUCGAAAAGUCAAUGUGGACUGUCGUCGCUGUUGUCGCGGUUCUGAAGGUCGGCAGUGCAUUCGUGCUGAUGGAUCCAUCUCAACCAGAACGACGCCUCACUACCAUUAUUGAUGAGGUCGAAGCCGGUGUCGUGUUGACGAGCGAGAAGUACAUCGAACUUGGACGGAGACUUGCACCAGAGGCAGAAGUAUUUCCUGUGGGACCAGCUCUACGGGCUGAGCUUGCGAAGCAGGACAUAGACUCAUUGCCAGAGGUGCUGUCUCACACGCUGAUGUAUAUCAUCUUCACUUCUGGCAGCACUGGCAAGCCCAAGGGUGUAAUGAUCACUCACGAUAACUACACGAGUGGCGCGAUACCAAGAGCGUCCAUCGUGGGCUACGAGCCAGAUACGAGAGUCCUUGACUUUGCAUCGUACGCCUUCGACGUGAGCAUUGAUUGCAUGCUGCUGACACUCGCCACAGGUGGUUGCAUCUGCGUGCCAUCUGAUGAAGAUCGAAUCAACAACCUGAGUCAUGCGAUACGCAGAAUGGAUGUCAAUAUGGUGCACACUACGCCAAGUAUAGCACGAGUUUUCGACGCAGAUGUCAUUCCUUCUUUGAAAGUGCUAGGCCUUGGUGGCGAAGCUGUCCCAGCACACGAUGCUGCAAGGUGGAAUGAGCAGACAAGAGUACUAGUCGCAUAUGGUCCAAGUGAAUGCACAGUCGGUUGUGCAUUCGCUAGAUGGGAUGCGAACAAGGCAUACACAAGCCUUGGCAAAGGUUGUGGUGCUGUCCUCUGGCUUGUAGACCCAGAUGACCAUGAUAGGUUGAGUCCGAUUGGUGCCCCAGGAGAACUGCUUGUCGAAGGUGCCAUUGUGGGUGAAGGUUAUCUCAAAGAUCCCGCAAAAACUGCUGCAGCUUUCAUAGAGGAUCCAACAUGGCUAAUCCAAGGUGUUCCAGCACGGGCUGGACGGAAAGGUAGAUUGUACAAGACAGGCGAUCUGGUCAGGUACGAUCCGGAUGGCAGUGGUGCUGUCGUCUUUGUGGGCCGCAAAGACCAACAAGUCAAGAUAAGAGGACAACGUGUCGAGUUAGAAGAAGUCGAGCACCAUUUGAGGACGAGAUUGCCCUGCAGAACUGCGGUUGCGGCGGAUAUCAUAAGACCUGGUGGCACAGGCGACCCUAUGCUUGCGGCAUUCGUGGUCGAGCAUGAUGUGAAGCAGGAACAGAUAGUAGAUGGUGCUGGUGAAUUCAGCCGAGAAUUCAGUGAUGUGUUAACGAAUUUAGAACGUGACCUGAAGAAGGAUGUGCCUGUUUACAUGGUACCUGGCACAUUCAUCGCCAUAUCACAAAUUCCCACGACAGUUUCUGGCAAGACGGACCGGAAACAGCUUCAAGCAAUUGCUGCAUCCCUUUCGAGACGUCAACUGGCCGGAUGGAGAACACAGACCAAGGCCGUCACAAAGUCACGGUCACUGUCGGAAAGAGAAGACAAAAUUCUUGGGCUUUGGAGUCGGAUCCUGGGCAACUUGACAGAUGUCAGUCCGGAGGACAACUUUUUCGCCUUGGGAGGUGAUUCCUUGAAGGCUAUGCGAUUGGUCGCACUUGCCAGAGAACAACGGCUUUCUUUAACCAUGGCCACAAUAUUUGCUCAUCCUACACUUGAGGCGCUUGCUGACAAUGCUAGCAUUGUACAGCUGACACAGGAGGUCGAGAUAUCACCAUUCUCGAUGCUGCAAUCUGCACAAGACAUCAAUCAUAUCGUCCAGACAGUUGCUGAAAUUUGCAAGAUCAACGUGAAUGCCGUUGAGGACAUUUAUCCAUGUACCCCUUUGCAAGAAGCAUUGAUGGCACUCUCAGCCAAAGUCCCAGAAGCGUAUACCGCGCAGAGGACUGUGACAAUACAGAACAAAGCUGAAGCAGACCGGUUUUCAAGAGCAUUCGACGUUGUUACUAAACAAUGUCCUAUCCUCCGUACUCGCAUAGUACAUCUCCCUUCUCAUGGGCUCGUCCAAGUGGUGUUGAAGACUGGGUCAAAAUGCAGGCUGGCUGGUGACUUGCACACAUAUCUCCUUGAGGACCGCAACCUGGCGAUGGAGCUAGGAUCGCCACUUUGCAGGACUGCCCUGGUACAGAAUUCCGAUGAAAGCACCAACUUCGUGCUUACCAUGCACCACUCGCUGUACGACGGCUGGUCAAUGCCUCUAAUUGUUGAUCGAAUCAAUCGGGCGUAUAAAGAACUCGAGCAACCCUCUCGAGCUUCCUUCAAGAGCUUUCUCAAGCACUUCAUCAACCAGGAUCGGCGGCAAUCAGAAUCUUUCUGGCGAGUGUUAGUGCAAGGCACGAUGGACCGACAAUUUCCUGUCUUACCACAUCCACAGUACGAAACACGUGCAGAUUCACUGCUCGAAAGAUACGUACAGGUACCAAGCGAAUCGGGAUCAAGGAACACCUUGGCCACAAUCAUUCGCGGCGCAUGGGCGCUGACUGUGAACCAAUGCACGAAGACAUCAGACAUCGUAUUUGGUGAAACCUUGACAGGACGCAAUGCAGAUGUGCCAGGCAUCGACCAAAUUGAAGCACCACUUAUCACCACAGUGCCGACACGGAUACAGCUCAGGAACAUGGCAGUAUCAGAAUAUCUUGACGCAAUCCACCAACAAACCAUUAAUCGGAUGCCGCACGAACAUCUCGGCCUUCAGAACAUCAGAUUACUGAGUCGUGAUGCACGUGUGGCAUGUGAUCUUAGAACGGGGUUUGUCAUGCACCCCAGCACCGAGGGUGAUUCAGGUGCGUUGACAGAUGGACCAGCGAGUGGGCUUGUGCCAGCUGGCGACAACGAGGCUGCUCAAGAGGCUCUAAAAUUCAAUUCGUACGCGUUGAUGAUGGUGUGUACGCUCGACAAGCGGGGCUUCCUAACAAUGGCGAGCUUCGACUCGAACACAAUAUCUGUGAACGGGAUGAAAAACCUGCUUGAGGUAUUUGACCAAAUGAUACAAGCACUGAGUACUGGCGGCGACAAGACGCUGAGCGAUAUAUGUGAUUUGACAGAGAAUGUGACUCCUGAACCAGUGGCAUCUCAGUCACAGACCACGAAACAGCCAAUAGAGAACAGCGGAGUGGCGACAACUCGCGAAACGCCAUUACUUCAAACUCAGCUUGCUGAGCUUUGGAGCCGCAUCUUGCACAUCGACAAAGCUGAAAUUGGCAACGACGAUGACUUCUUCGAUCUCGGAGGUGACUCUAUUGCGGCGAUGAAGCUGGUAUCAGAGUUGAGACGGUCAAAUUUUAUGCUUACUGUGGCACAAAUUUUUGCAAGCAGACAGCUAAGUAAGAUGGCUGACCUGUUGCAAAGCGGAAGCAAACGGACCGUCGAGAAGGUUGAUGAGUCGGACUUGGAAUCUCAUCCUUUAGAAGUCGGUGAUAUCGAUCAGCGAGUAUACUCGGCUCUUUCAGAACAUGUUGGGCCAGUGCAAAGAGUAUAUCUAGCUCGACCGCUACAGGCCAUAGCAGUGAAAGGUACAACGCAUUUGCCGAGAUAUUCGAUCAGAUAUGAGAUGUGCUUUAUGGAAAGCCAGGUCGAUAAAGCACAACUAUUGAGUGCCUGCCGUGAACUCGUCCGAGUCAAUGAAAUCCUGCGUACAGUCUUCGUGACGGUCAACGGGAAAUGCUUUGGUGGUGUCGUGGACGAGUUUGAGGUGCCAAUCGAUGAGUUCGAGGUUGACACGGACAUAGAGAAGUUCAGCCGUGACUUAUGCGACCUCGACGUGAGCACGAGAAUGCCAGAAGGCUCGAGUUUCGUCAAGUUCUUUUACGUACAGAGUGAGGGACGCAGCUGUCUCAUAUUCCGCCUUUCCCAUGCGCAGUAUGACGAAAUGUGUCUGCCAAACAUGUUGCAGCAAUUGAGUCAGUUAUAUGAAGAGGCAGACGUGGAGCAAAGUUUGCCAUUCUCCUCUUAUGUCCGCCAUGCGGAGAUGAAUCUGCCUAGCUGCGCCGGAUAUUGGUCGAGUUUAUUGAGAGGCAGCAAGAUGUCUAGGUUGCGAGGUCCUGGCGAGGUCGUCGACCGCAAGCAGUUGACAUCUAUCACCAAAGCGAUAGAUAUUGAGAAGCGGCCAAGAGAUGUGACUCUUGCAACCUUCCCAACUGCAGCAUGGGCACUUUGUCUCGCUCGUAGGUUGAGGACCAAUGACGUGGUAUUCGGCGAAGUCGUAGGUGGCAGAAACACCGGAUUUGAUCACGCACAUCGUGUGGCAGGGCCAUGCUGGCAAUAUGUUCCCAUCCGAGUGCAGCUUGAAGGCAAUGGCCAUGAUCUGCUCAGGCAGGUUCAAACCCAGCAUGUAGAAAGCAGCCAAUUUGAAACCAUGGGCUUGACGGAAAUUGUGGAGCAAUGCACAGAUUGGAAAGAUGUUGACUGGUUUGACUCGGUAGUCCACCAAGCUGUGAAGCCUGUUGAGAGUGUCAACGGCCUAGCGAGUCGUCUGGAGACCUAUUAUCCUCAUGCCGAACCAUUGCGAGAGUGGAAGAUUCAGGCAUUUGUGGAGGGAAACGCGAUGGAACUCGAGGUAGUGACCUUCAGGGAGUGGAGUGGCUUUGGAGAGGAUUUGCUAAAUGACCUUGUCGAGGCUUUCGAGCAACUCGUUUUCGAGCCGGAACGAGUACUGGCCAUAGGAGAUGUCUUCUGA
Messenger RNA from Lithohypha guttulata, 5514 nucleotides. Its product is annotated as NRPS protein. The transcript has a single exon. Gene Ontology annotation, molecular function: catalytic activity; phosphopantetheine binding. Gene Ontology annotation, cellular component: cytoplasm. The record is from RefSeq and is a predicted model, not a curated record. Gene Ontology annotation, biological process: amino acid activation for nonribosomal peptide biosynthetic process; secondary metabolite biosynthetic process. Bases 1 to 5514 code for a protein of 1837 amino acids. Lineage: Eukaryota; Fungi; Ascomycota; Eurotiomycetes; Chaetothyriales; Trichomeriaceae.